CUUUAAAGGGCCCUCGCCCCGCCUUUGUAACCACUCAAUACACGACCGCAGUCAUCGGUGGAUCUCUAUAAACAGAAACAUGCUGUAAAUUCUAACAGAUUUCCCAACAACGACAUGAGCGAUCAAUUAACAAUGGAGACAUUAGAACAACACCAUCAAGACAACAUUCCCCGUCAGCGGCGACGGUCCUCCAUCAAGCCCGAAGGGUCAGAAAGCACCACCCAAGGUCUCACGGGGCCUAACUUUCGGCGAAUGUCCCGGAUCGAGCCACGGGCUAGCUUACAGUACGGACUGGCGGGUAGGCGUCCCUCCCAGGCUUCCCGCCGUACCAGUGUGUCCUGGACCUCACAGGGAACAAAACACAACGUCAUCCCCGUCCGGCUCCAAAACACCUACCGGAUGCAUCCCGAAUCCAAGGAGAAAUUUAAUCCCACCUCGGUAGAAAAAAUGAUGAAAGGAGUGCUCGAAUCGUAUCUGGAUGGAGAGAAUUACGAACACAAGAUGUGUGCAAAUUUAGCUCAAAAUCUAUCUGACGUCAUCAAGUCACGUGUUAAAGACUUGGGUUUCCCUAGAUACAAGUUAGUGUGUAAUGUGUUGAUAGGCGAGAACGCUAACCAGGCCCUUCUCAUGACCAGCAGGUGCCUGUGGAACAGUGAUACGGAUAACUUUGCUCAGGCCCACUUCAGCAAGGGCAAGUUAUAUGCAAUAGCUACUGUGUUUGCUACAUAUUUUGAGUGACCGUCCUUUUAAAAUGUAACUCUUUAGUGCAAUGGAAGUGUGAAUUAUUAUCAUCAAUAAAUUAUUAUUUAUCUACCAGGAGCAAAAAUU
Molecule: messenger RNA, 828 nt
Organism: Saccostrea cuccullata (small rock oyster)
Lineage: Eukaryota; Metazoa; Mollusca; Bivalvia; Ostreida; Ostreidae
Product: dynein light chain Tctex-type 5-like
Exons: 2
Coding region: 115-738 (207 amino acids)
Biological process (GO): microtubule-based movement
Cellular component (GO): cytoplasm; cytoplasmic dynein complex
Molecular function (GO): dynein intermediate chain binding
Source: RefSeq, a predicted model, not a curated record